GACUGAACACGGAAGUAUAGCGUGCGAUAACAUAUAGUAGAAAAUUGGAAAGGAGUUCACUCAUUCUAUUGUGUCAACAAUGAGAAGAAUUAUAGUCAUACAAACCGUUGGCCUACUUUGUUAGAAAUCGAGCUAAACAGACUGACGUUCAUAAAGUUUUGCAGAAGGAUGCUGAUUUGACAGCUCAAAUUCCUCGCUCCUUGUGCCUGAUUGGCUCAAACAAGCCCGUUGAAAUUGGGGGUUCGCAUCGGUGGAGAAUGGCUAGCAAGCCUGCUAGCUUCGUAUUUUAAAGUCAGUGCUAGCCCAUAAUGCAUUUGAGUGGAGUUCUUAUCUGUCUGUCCUACUGUUGCCCAAGAGACGCAUGAAAAUUGUCUUAACUACAUAAUCAAGCUUGAGACAAAAGACAGAGGACUAGGUGUGGAUGACCCCUCCCCUUACGAGAUGUAACAGGAUGCUGAACCAUCACUGUAGAAGGAACCCCGAGCUUCAAGAGGAGCUGCAGAUACAGGCUGCAGUGGCAGCGGGGGAUGUGUACACUGUCAGGAAGAUGCUGGAGCAAGGCUACUCUCCGAAGAUCCGUGAUGCCAACGGGUGGACCCUGCUCCACUUCUCCGCUGCCAAGGGGAAGGAGAGAUGUGUCCGGGUCUUCCUGGAGCACGGAGCUGAUCCCACAGUAAAGGACUUCAUCGGCGGCUUCACGGCGCUCCACUAUGCCGCCAUGCACGGCCGCGCGCGCAUCGCCCGCCUCAUGCUGGAGUCGGACUUCCGCAGCGACAUCAUCAAUGCCAAGAGCAACGACGGCUGGACGCCGCUGCACGUGGCCGCCCACUACGGCCGCGACUCUUUCGUGCGGCUCCUCCUUGAGUUCCGCGCCGAGGUGGAUCCCCUCAGCGACAAGGGCACCACGCCCCUCCAACUCGCCAUCAUCCGCGAGCGCUCCAGCUGCGUGAGAAUCCUGCUGGACCACAGCGCCAACAUCGACAUUCAAAAUGGCUUCCUGCUGCGCUACGCCGUCAUCAAGGGGAAUCAUUCCUACUGUCGUAUGUUCCUGCAGCGGGGUGCGGACACUAACCUGGGUCGCCUCGAGGACGGGCAGACCCCGUUGCACCUAUCAGCACUAAGAGACGACGUGCUGUGUGCCCAGAUGCUUUACAAGUACGGCGCUGACACCAACACAAGGAACUACGAGGGCCAGACUCCCGUGGCGGUGUCGUCGAGCAUGUCGGGCAUCAGCCGGCCCUGCCUGGACUUCCUACAGGAGGUCACCAGACAACCCAGGACUUUGCAGGACAUGUGUCGGAUAAACAUCCGGCAUCACAUAGGCCUCCAGAGCUUGAAGUGUCUGGAGGACCUGCCCAUUGCCAAGGUCAUGAAAGACUACCUAAAACACAAGUUUGACAAUGUGUGAUGACAAGGUUUUUUUAUAUACCCCCCGAACAAGGCAGACGGAGAACAUCGUUCUCUCCUUUCAUCAGACUAUGCAAGCACUGUGCUACCUUCCGUUGUCUGAACCUGGAGGAGCUGGAGGACCAGGUUUCUGUACAACCUCCAGAGGUCACUUUGUAACCUCAGUUAAACAUGUUGUUGGAUGGCGGAGACAGAGUUUCCCUCUCGGCCGCGUUUCGAACCGCGUUAGCAGCAUUACGCCUUUGGAUGGACGACUGAAUUGGAUGGACGGGAACAGGUGGCAAUGUUUCAACUAGGGCUUUCUUUCAAUCAUGAUGAAUGGUUAAUGAAGUGGUGCAGUCCUAAUUCGUGUUGUGGAAUAAAGUUUUGAUAGAAAUUACAUGACCGUUGAUUCGUUGCUGUCAUGUUACCCAUAAUGUAUGUGACAUGUCACAUUUCAGUCCACAUCAUGCCAAUGAUUUUUUUGUGGAUAUUAAGUGUUCCUAUUAGUUUUCAUGAAGACGUCAAUAUUUCUUUGCUGUGGUAAAUCUGGGGAAGUCGAGCGCGAGAGAAAGGACUUUGCUGUGGUAAAUGUGGGGAAGUUGAGCGAGAGAGAAAGGACUUUGCUGUGGUAAAUGUGGGGAAGUUGAGCAAGAGAGAAAGGACUUUGCUGUGGUAAAUGUGGGGAAGUUGAGCGAGAGAGAAAGGACUUUGCUGUGGUAAAUGUGGGGAAGUUGAGCAAGAGAGAAAGGACUUUGCUGUGGUAAAUGUGGGGAAGUUGAGCGCGAGAGAAAGGAUUGUCAGACCGACAUUAUUUUUAUUGUUAAGUGGAAAACUUCUUGCAGAAUGGGUCAAUCUUGUGAUACAGCAUUUCAAAUAAUCAGGUUAUCAAAACCCCUUAAUUAUUCAAGUAUUACAAAAGCUCAGUGUUGAGUUACCUCAAGCUUGAGUCGGCUAAAGUAGACCCGUUUUGACUUGAUUUAUUGAUUGAAGGAUUCACAAGUGAGCGAUACCGAGGAAGGUUUUCACUAGAGGGAAGGCCUGAGUUUUCCACAUUUACAGUAGGUGUUCACAAGAUGAGUCAUCCAGCAUAGCUCGGUGAAGUCUGUCUGCAAUGGUUACCAUGUACUGACAUAAACAUCGUCAAAAAAAACGAAUGUAAAUAAUUGUCAUAUAUGUACAGCAGAUAUUUUUCUAGAAUUAUUUAAGCGAGGAUCUCCUGUAUUCUUAAUGUAUUUGGAAUUUGUUGGAUGGUAUUGUGUGCUGUUGAUGUGACCCAUGUAUUGUUUUUGUAUGUGUGUCUUUUAAGAAUUUUAGAAGACACGCGCGUGUAUUUUCAAAAAAAACUAAAUAUUUAGUUAAAAUACGUUAAUUAUUUUUACUUUGUGGGAGAUGGAACGGGUAUUGGGUUAAGAAUAAAAUAAGUGAAUUUGUUUAAAUGUCAAUGCCCCUGUUUUUAAAUCAUAUUUGUUCACAUUUGUGUGAAUUUAAGGUUAAUCCAGAUUUUUUUCCAUCACUUUGAUUUUCACUGAUACUAAUGAAUGGUGUUUACAUAGAAUUUUGCAUGAUUUCAAAGACAGUAUUUGCAUAUUUUUUUUUCCCAACAUUUCAGUGCUAUGAUGUCUGCGUUGUAAUUCUGAACAGACAUAAAGAGGUGGUAGAGGUCUCCUCUUACUGAUGCAAUGUUUUGUUUAAUUUGCAUCUGGCCUGUGGUCAAACGGUAAAACUCUGCUCCCUACCUUAGAUUUGAUUUAGAUUUGAAUUUUAAGCGCAGACUUUUCUAAUUCACUUUGAAUACUUUUAGACAGCACAUUAUUCAGUUGCAGAGACUUUAAAACAGGGGUUUUAAAAAGGAUUUUCCUUUUUUGGUCUAAAAAGACAAAUCAACAGGAAUUCAGCUAAAAACUAAUUUAAUGUAGGAAAUCUGUUCAAGUAUUUCCAUAAAUUAUGAUCGUGUCUCAAUGUAAUCAAGGUAUGAAAUUGUACUUGAAAAUAACAAUCUUUUUUUGGGAUUAGUUGUGUUCAAUUUGCAGUGCACAAAUUAUUAGAAAUAUGUUCUGGCGUUGCGACCAUCCGCUCCGACAAAAAUCAGCCCGCGGUUUGAGUUGCUUACCCCCACCUUAACCAACUGUUAGAAAUGUUGAAAUGCAGGUUGAUCCUCCAUCCUUAGUUAAUGAAAGGAGUUUAUAUAUAUAUAUAUUAGUACCAGUCAAAAGUUUGGACAUACCUACUCAUUCCAGGGUUUUUCUUUAUUUGUACUUUUUUCUACAUUGUAUUGUACAUUGUUUCUACAUUGUAACUAUGAAAUGACACAUGGAAUCAUGUAGUAACCAGAAAAGUGUUAAACAAAUCUACAUAUAUUUGAGAUUCUUCCAAGUAGCCACCCUUUGCCUUGAUAACAGCUUUGCACACUUCGCAUUCUCUCAGCCAGCUUCAUGAGGCUUCAUGGAUUGCAUUUCAACAAUGCAUUGCUUUGUUAAUUUGUGGAAUUUCCUUAAUGUGUUUGAGCCAAUCAGUUGUGUUGUGACAAGGUAGGGUUGGUAUACAGAAGGUUUCUUCAAGUGCAGUCGCAAAAACUAUCAAGCGCUAUGAUGAAACUGGCUCUCAUGAGCACAGGAAUGGAAGACCCAGAGUUACCUCUGCUGCAGAGGAUAAGUUCUUUAGAGUUAUGUGGAGGUGCUUUGCUCGUGACACUGAUUUAUUUAGAAUUCAAGGCACACUUAACCAGCAUGGCUACCACAGCAUUCAGCAGCGAUACGCCAUCCCAUCUGGUUUGGGCUUAGUGGGACUUUAAUUUUUAUUUUUCCACAGGACAAUGAUCCAACUCACCUCCAGGCUGUGUAAGGGCUAUUUGACCAAGGAGAGUAAUGGAGUGCUGCAUCAGAUGACCUGGCUUCCACAAUCACCCGACCUCAACCCAAUUGAGAUGGUUUGGAAUGAGUUGGACCGCAGAGUAAAGAAAAAGCAGCCAACAAGUGCUCAGCACAGUUGGGAACUCCUUCAAGACUGUUGGAAAAGCAUUCCAGGUGAAGCUGGUUGAGAGAAUGCCAAGCGUGUGCAAAGCUGUCAUCAAGGCAAAGGGUGGCUACUUUGAAGAAUUUAAAAUAUAUUUUGAUUUGUUUAAAACUUUUUUUGGUUACUAAAUGAUUUCAUGUGUUAUUUCAUAGUGUUGAUGUCUUCACUAUUAUUCUACAAUGUAGAAAAUAGUAAAAAUAAAGAAACUCUUGAAUGAGUAGGUGUGUCUAAACUUUUGAUUGGUACUGUAUGUAUGUGUGUGUGUGUGUAUAUAUAUAUAUAUAUAUAUAUAUAUACCGCUUGCCAUUGAUCAGCAUCAUAGAUAUGGACAAGUGUUUUUCUGACCAUCUGCCUGCCUGACAAGGAAAAACCAUGGGCUGGGGUGUAUUCAUUAUGCCCAUUCUGUUGCAAAAAGGAACAAAACGGAGAGGGACCAAGCUGAAUUUGUCCAAUUGAAACUCUGGUUUUUACUGUUUGGACUAAUGAUUACACCCCUGAUAUUGUAGCCCAUAACUAGGGCCCCAAGUUUAUCCUGGCCAAGUCAUGUAGUCAUUAAAAACUAUUGGGUCAAAUCACAGAAUAUAAACUGACAGGUAGACUAUUUCAAGAGUUAGUUUUUAGUUCUGUCACUAGUUGUUCCUCCCACAACCACACUUCAGUUGUAUUUCCUGUGGUUUAAUGUCCUCUGUCUGAUUUUGGAUACAAAACCAUUUUGUAUGACGGUCUGUUUAUAUACAGUGAGCAGAGAGAGAGAUUGUUGUAUGUAACACACAGAAUCUCCUGGGUCUUGUUCAUUAGGGCAUGCAAUGGAAAGCUUUUUAAAAUGAUUUCUGACAGAAACCAAAAAUGUGUGUUACUUAUUGGACAAGUCCAAGUAGUCCAUCCCUGUUUGAGUCCAUUUUCUUCCGUUUGGUGCAUAAUGAACACCACCCUGCAUUGUGUGCCUCCACAAGCCUCGGGGGGGUUUUCAAUAGACUCUGGGUCUUUACAGUCAGGGAACAGUUCAUACAUGUCUUAUGUUUUGUUGGGAGUAGGGUGUAGUUGCCCCUAGUCACUGAUCUUGGGUCAGUUUUACAUUUCGCCCAGUAUUGGUUACGGUUAGGUUUGGAAGAGGGGAAGCUGAUCCUAGAUCUGUACUCAGGGUAAACAUCACCCCGGAGCAAUAUGUUGCAGGGCUAGGAGUUUUACCUGGACAAUGGGACCUGACCAGGAAGAUACCCAAGGCCCCUGAGUUUAUCACAGCCAGGUUACAUGGUCUAUGGCCCUCAAACUCAACUCUGGACCUCGAAGCCAGUUCCACUGCUUUUGUUUCAUUGUUCCCUUCAAAUCAGGGACUGAUUUAGACCUGGGACACCAGGUGGGUGAUUCCCCUCUAAUCAGGGACUGAUUUAGACCUGGGACACCAGGUGGGUGAUUCCCCUCUAAUCAGGGACUGAUUUAGACCUGGGACACCAGGUGGGUAAUUCCCCUCUAAUCAGGGACUGAUUUAGACCUGGGACACCAGGUGGGUGAUUCCCCUCUAAUCAGGGACUGAUUUAGACCUGGGACACCAGGUGGGUGAUUCCCCUCUAAUCAGGGACUGAUUUUAGACCUGGGACACCAGGUGGGUGAUUCCCCUCUAAUCAGGGACUGAUUUAGACCUGGGACACCAGGUGGGUGAUUCCCCUCUAAUCAGGGACUGAUUUAGACCUGGGACACCAGGUGGGUGAUUCCCCUCUAAUCAGGGAUUGAUUUAGACCUGGGACACCAGGUGGGUGAUUCCCCUCUAAUCAGGGACUGAUUUUAGACCUGGGACACCAGGUGGGUGAUUCCCCUCUAAUCAGGGACUGAUUUAGACCUGGGACACCAGGUGGGUGAUUCCCCUCUAAUCAGGGACUGAUUUAGACCUGGGACACCAGGUGGGUGAUUCCCCUCUAAUCAGGGAUUGAUUUAGACCUGGGACACCAGGUGGGUGAUUCCCCUCUAAUCAGGGACUGAUUUAGACCUGGGACACCAGAUGGGUGAUUCCCCUCUAAUCAGGGACUGAUUUAGACCUGGGACACCAGGUGGGUGAUUCCCCUCUAAUCAGGGACUGAUUUAGACCUGGGACACCAGGUGGGUGCAAUGAGUUAUCAGGUAGAACAGGAAAGCAGCAGGCUCUUGACAUUGUAGGGCAACAGUUGAAUACCCUGGUCUAUGGGAUCUGGCCAGGAAGAUAUCUGAAGCCCCCCCGAGUUCUUCCCAGUCAGGAGAAACUACUGGUCCCACCUAUGUAGCUCUCUAAUGGAUAUGUCUUCCACAACGUCAACUACUGAAUGUACAUAAUAUGCAGAUUUGUAAAUGUAAAAAUGUGUGAAUAAACAAACGUCCUAAUA
Molecule: messenger RNA, 6755 nt
Organism: Salvelinus fontinalis (brook trout)
Lineage: Eukaryota; Metazoa; Chordata; Actinopteri; Salmoniformes; Salmonidae
Gene: asb7
Product: ankyrin repeat and SOCS box containing 7
Exons: 6
Coding region: 422-1408 (328 amino acids)
Biological process (GO): intracellular signal transduction
Molecular function (GO): protein binding
Source: RefSeq, a predicted model, not a curated record